Pogoniulus pusillus (Red-fronted tinkerbird) is the source of this 1420-nucleotide messenger RNA. It is a transcript of the gene FMOD, whose product is annotated as fibromodulin. The transcript has 3 exons. Gene Ontology annotation, molecular function: protein binding. Lineage: Eukaryota; Metazoa; Chordata; Aves; Piciformes; Lybiidae. The record is from RefSeq and is a predicted model, not a curated record. Bases 99 to 1241 code for a protein of 380 amino acids.
ACUCCCAUGCUGCUUGGCAGCAGGGAGAGCGCAGCCGGCAGCAGCGCAGGAGGCUCUGCACAGGAGGCUCUCAGCCUGGUCCCUCCAGCACCAGCACCAUGCAUUGGGUCACCAUCCUGCUGGUGGCUGGGCUCUUUGGAGCCUGCCUGGGCCAGUACAAUGAAGAAGAGGACAUGGCUUGGUUACAGUACUACAUGAGGCAGUCCAGGAUGUCCUCCUACAACUACAUGCCCUACUAUGAGGAUGAGGGCAGCCCUUAUGUGUACUCCUACCUCCCAGCUCCGGACACCGAGGCAGAGCCUGGCCCCGAGCCUCAGCAAGCCACCUCCUGGCAGUGUCCCCAAGAGUGUGACUGUCCCCCCAACUUCUCCUCAGCCAUGUACUGUGACACUCGCAACCUGAGGUACCUGCCCUUCGUGCCCUCCAGGAUGAAGUAUGUCUACUUCCAGAACAAUCUGAUCACCACCAUGCAGGAGGGAGCCUUUGACAACGCCACGGAGCUGGAGUGGUUGGCGCUGCACAACAACCAGAUCACCAGCGACAGGAUGGGCAAGAGGCUCUUUGCCAAGCUCAAAAGACUGGAGAGGCUCUACAUGAACAACAACAACCUGACCAAGAUGCCCAGCCCCUUGCCUCGCUCCCUGAGAGAGCUCCACUUGUCCUACAAUCAGAUCUCCAAGGUCCCCUCCAACGCUCUGGAGGGGUUGGAGAACCUCACGGCUCUGUACCUUAGCCACAACUACAUCUUUGAGAUGGGGGCCUCCCUCAAAGGGCUCAAGUCCUUGAUCCUGGCUGAUCUGAGCUACAACCACCUCAGGAGAGUCCCUGAUGGGCUCCCAAUCUCUUUGGAACAGCUCUACUUAGAGUACAACUACAUCAACACCAUCCCUGACGACUACUUCAAGGUGUCUCCCAAGCUGCUCUACGUACGCAUGUCCCACAACAGCCUGACCAACCAGGGGCUCUCUACCAACACUUUCAACAGCAGCAGCAUCCUCGAGCUGGACCUCUCUUACAACAGGCUCCAGAAGAUCCCUCGAGUCAGCACCAACCUGGAGAACCUCUACCUGCAAGGGAACCAAAUCGACGAGUUCUCCAUCAGCAGCUUCUGCACCGUGGUGGACGUCAUGAACUACUCCAGGCUGCAGGUCCUGCGGCUCGACGGCAACGAGAUCAAGCGGAACGCGGUGCCGCCCGACGCCCCCCUGUGCCUGCGGCGUGCCACCAUCAUCGAGAUCUAGCCUGGUCCUUCCCCUCUCCCGCUCAGGACUUGGCUCCCCCCGUCCCUGGGGAAACCUUCACCCUCGUUUUAAUGCAGCUUGAUGGUUUGAUUUGGCUUUGCAGUAGUGCCACAAGGGAGCUCCGCCGGCAGCUCACAUUGGGUAGGCAGGAGCUCUCCUUCCCAAAAUAUUCCCCCCCC